Gopherus flavomarginatus (Mexican gopher tortoise) is the source of this 3292-nucleotide messenger RNA. RefSeq names its product C3a anaphylatoxin chemotactic receptor-like. The transcript is spliced from 2 exons. Gene Ontology annotation, cellular component: plasma membrane. Gene Ontology annotation, molecular function: complement receptor activity; N-formyl peptide receptor activity. The record is from RefSeq and is a predicted model, not a curated record. Lineage: Eukaryota; Metazoa; Chordata; Testudines; Testudinidae. Gene Ontology annotation, biological process: inflammatory response; positive regulation of cytosolic calcium ion concentration; phospholipase C-activating G protein-coupled receptor signaling pathway. Bases 314 to 1282 code for a protein of 322 amino acids.
UGCCGAGGGGGAGCUGGGAUCUGCGCAGGGCAAGGCCAGGUCAGGGAUCUGCAGAGGCCGUCUGCCCGGUGCAGCGCAGGUUGGGAAACUGCUGUGGUGGGAACCAAGAUGUGUGACCUGGGUCCUUCCGCCAGGCUCUGGAAGGGGAAGUGCCCGUUGCUCAGAGGAACCCUUCAGAUGUGGGACCCAACCCCACGAGGGAGCUGAGCUGCCCUGGGCCCUCAACAGCUCCGGCGGUGGUAGGGGAAGAGGUUGCGCCUUUCCCCUGCCGCCCACCCAAUACAUAGGGAGCAGCCUCCCUCACCUCCUAGCCAUGAACGGCUCCCGUGCCCCCCACAACGCCACAGGGGCUGUGGAGGAUGCCAUGCGGCUCAUCGCCAUCAGCACCAAUGCCCUGGUUUUGGGUCUGGGCCUGGCCGGCAAUGGACUGGUGAUCUGGAUCACCACGGCCGGCCGGGCCGGGCCACCCACCUUCCCCUCAGCCUGCUACCUCCACCUGGCUGUGGCCGACCUGCUCUUCUCCGCUGGGCGCAUCCCCGCCAUCGUCCAGGAGGUCUUGAGGUCCCGCUGGCCCUUCGGCCGAGCCCUCUGCAAGCUUCACUCCUUCACUCGCUACUUGGUCGUCUUCGCCGGCGUCUUCGUGCUCACCCUCAUCAGCCUCCAUCGUUGCCUGCUGGUGGCUCAGCCCGUCUGGGUCCGGAACCACCACAGGCCCAGGCUUGGGUGUUGGCUGAUCACUGGGGCCUGGAUCCUGGCCAUCUGCUUCAGCAUCCCCUACCUGGUGGUCAGGGACGUGGAGACCAAACGGGGGGAAUCCUUCUGCGUCUACCGGACAGACCUGCGGCAUUUCGUCGAGAUGCCCCUGAGGUUGAGCCGGUUCCUGGGCGGGUUUCUGAUCCCUUUUGCCAUCAUUGCUACGUCCUAUGUGGUCUUGAUCUGGAAGCUGAGGAGAAGAAGCUGGGUGGGUUCCCAGCGGACCUUCGCCUUGGUGCUGGCCGUGGUGGCUCUCUUCUUUGUUUGCUGGUUGCCCCAUCACGUCCUGGUGCUGCUCAGUACGUACCAGAAAAAGAAGGAGAUCUGGGGCGUGGCGCUCAAGCUGGCCAACGCCUUGGCCUACCUCCAUAGCUGUCUCAAUCCUGUACUGUAUGGGCUGGUGGGGUUCACCCGGAGCAAGGGGCGCCGGAGGGGCUCCUUCCUGGGCAUCUUCCGCAGGGCCCUGGCUGAGGAGGAGGAGGGAUCGAGUGAGAUGAAGGCAUCGCAGAGCACUAGACGGACUAGCUGAGAGUGGAGGACUUGGGACUCCUGGGUUCUAUCCCCAGAUCUGGGAAGGGAACAGAGUCUAGUGGGUUAGGGCAGGGUGAGCGAGGAGUCAGAACUCCUGGAUUCUAUUUUUCAGGUCUCUCGUUAUUUCGUUAUGUGUGUGAGCUAAGACCAAUCUCCGAAUCAGUCUCUCACCUUCUGCUUCAAUUUCUUCAUCUAUAAAAUAAGGGUAGUAAUCCUUCUGUUGUCUAUUCAGACUGUAAACACAGUGGGGCAUGGACAGUCACUCACUGUGUGUCUGUGCAGUGCCCAGCACAACGGAGGGCUUUGAUCUCAUUCGGGGUCUAUCUAUGUUAGAGAUUAUGAGACAGCUUCAUCAAAACUGUUGGUCCUUGUGUGAAUGGCUCAGUUUUGUGGAGUUUCUUGACUCAAAAAAGUUUUGGAAGAAAACUUUCAAAGUUGUCGCCAGCUCAUGUUUUGAAAUGUCCAAAAUGAAAAUUCCACAUUUCUGGCCCCCAAUUUUUUUUUCUUUUUAAAUUUAGGCUCACUUGUGUUUUUAAAGUUUUCAGAUGGUCAAAAUUUGAAAUGAAACAUGUUGAAAUGAUCAAACCAAAAUAUUUUGAUCGACCCAAAUUGAAAUCCCCCACCCCCUGAUUUUCAUGUUUGUGAAUAUUUUUGAGAUUUAUUAUGUUUCCUCUCCAUUUUGCACUGGCAAAUUUUUCAAAAUCUCCCCUUAAAAUGUUGCAGGCCAGGAAAUAGCUGCUCAGAUCUACAGAUUAUUUCAGAACGGCUUCCUGUGGAGUUGGAACUGUGUGUGAGACAGUCACAAGUUGCAUGAGAGGCAGGGAGUCUUGAACAGGAGAUCUAUGUGAGACCCAGAAAGGGAACAGAGAGGCAGUUUCUUGGGCACAAAGCCUACUGGAGAGGCAGGCAUGGGCAUUGUGGUGCAAGGAAGCUGCCUGCUGCCCCUUGUUUCUACAACAGUUGGAGAAUAAGGAGAGUGUGUGUGUGUUCUCAGUAAAUAAACAAGAUUAUACCAAAGAAUGGACCUGAUUCAGAGCAUCAAUUUCUCCUCCUAAUGGAACUUGCAACCCCACCAGGCCCAGGAUAUUAGCAAACCGCUGGGUUCAAAAGAACAAAGAGUUCCCAGAAAAAUCAGGGUACUGGGCUGCCCUGUACCCCUUAGUGUAAUUCCCAAUGUGGGUAGACAUACCUGCGCUAGCUUCGAUGGAGGUAGCAUGCUUAAAAUAGACGAUUUAGCCACAGCUAGUGGGGCUGGUUGCCCUGAGGAUGUACCUAGGGUCUGGGACAGGAUCACAUCACUGGGCUACAUGGCUAGCAGGGGGGUGUCUCCCCGAGUUGAGAAUCUCACCUCCAGCUGCAGUAUAGAUGGACCCCGACUGGUAGAAGGCAGGUGACAGCUGAACUGUUGCCAAGGGAGAUGGUUUAAAAUUUUCCAGCGGAGCAGUUUCCCAUCAGAAAUCACUGAUUUGACAACAUGGAGACAUUUUGGGGCAGGAAUCAAUUUUUGUUGGAAUUUUUGAAGCAAAAUUAUCAAACAGUUAAGGCUGAGGCGUUUCACUGUGUCUUUAUUGUGUUGAUUUUUAUAUAAUUAAUAUCCAAGGAGAGUUGGGAGGAUUCCAGUUUUAUUGUUUUAUGACACGGUUUGUUUUUAAAUACCCAUGUGAGACUUUUUCUGAUCGACUUCGCAUCUCACCGUGGCAGGGAAGUAUGGGGAGGGCGGGGAGACAAUGACUAUUUAAUGGCAGUAGAUAAUGGGAUUCACGAAGUUCAAAGCUUUACAGCCGUUCAAAUACAAAUCAACAUCACAUGACAGACUAUGCAAAGUAAAUCGCCUUCAACCAAACUCAAAGUAGAUCACAAGCAGUGUUUUUCUGACUUUGCCCAUCUGUACAUUUCAAUGAUUACGGCUGAAAAUAUUUUCUGGUGUCUGUACAGUGAAACUGACAUUUACCGACAAUGGCCCAUAACAACCGAAUCCUUCUCAGCCUAAAUAAAAUACAUCUUUAUA